Messenger RNA from Solanum verrucosum, 1401 nucleotides. Its product is annotated as aspartic proteinase PCS1-like. Gene Ontology annotation, molecular function: aspartic-type endopeptidase activity. Gene Ontology annotation, biological process: proteolysis. The record is from RefSeq and is a predicted model, not a curated record. NCBI's taxonomy places the organism in Eukaryota, Viridiplantae, Streptophyta, Magnoliopsida, Solanales, Solanaceae.
ACUACACUAGGAAGAAAACAAAGUUCUGAAAAUUCAGUAAUGACUGCUCACUAGUCAGAAAGAGCCUCAAACAUUCAAAAUCCCCUCCAAUUACUCUGUUUAAUUUAUCUUUGUUCUGUUAUGGAUGACUCUGUAAAUCUUCUUCUUCUUCACCUUGUGUUUUCUACCUUAUUCAUUCAAUCAAUUGCUACUAAACAUUCAUUGAUUCUUCCCCUCAUAGUGAAGAAAACAGCAUCUAUCUCCUCCCCAAACAGAGUUGCUUUUCAUCAUAAUGUUUCGCUUACUGUCUCUCUUUCUAUUGGGUCACCUCCGCAACAAGUUGUCAUGGUGCUCGAUACAGGGAGUGAACUUUCUUGGCUCCACUGUAAAAAAACCCCAAUAACACCUUUAAUUUUCAACCCGCUUGUUUCUUCUUCAUACUCUGCUACCCCCUGUUCUUCACCGACAUGCAGGAUGAAAACCCGGGAUUUUUCCAUACCCGUUUCAUGUGACCCGAAAAAACUCUGCCAUGCUACGCUAUCCUACGCUGACAGUUCUUCCGUUGAGGGUAAUUUAGCUACUGAAACUUUCCGUAUCGAUAAUUUGAAUUUACCCGGUGUGGUAUUCGGGUGCAUGGAUAUGAGUUCAAGUUCAAACCCGGAAGAUUCAAGGACUACCGGGUUAAUAGGAAUGAACCGUGGUGGUUUAUCUUUCGUUACACAAAUGGGUUACCCGAAAUUCUCUUAUUGUAUUUCGGGUCGUGACAGUAACGGCGUUCUCCUAUUUGGAGAAGCGAAUUUGCCUUGGCUUAAACCAAGGAAGUACACUCCGUUAGUUCAAAUGUCAACUCCGUUACCUUAUUUUGAUCGGGUCGCUUAUACGGUUCAGUUGGAAGGAAUUAAAGUUGGUGAGACGAUUUUACCCUUGCCUAAAUCCGUACUCAUACCGGAUCAUACUGGAGCGGGUCAAACCAUGGUUGAUUCGGGUACUCAAUUUACUUAUCUACUUGGCCCGGCUUACACCGCGUUAAAAAAUGAGUUCAUUAAACAAACCAAAGGCGUGUUGAGGGUAUUGAACGACCCGAAUUUCGUAUUCCAAGGGGCGAUGGACUUGUGUUACUUAGUUGAAUCGACUCGUACGAUACUACCGCGGUUGCCACCAGUAACAUUGAUGUUUCCGGGGGUGGAAAUGAGCGUUAUGGGUGAAAAAUUGCUUUACAAAUUAACAGGGGUAACGAGAGGGAAGGAUCAAGUGUAUUGUUUUACGAUGGGAAAUUCAGAUUUACUAGGAGUAGCGGCGUACAUUAUUGGACAUCAUCACCAGCAAAAUUUCUGGAUGGAAUUUGAUCUUUCAAACUCUAGAGUUGGAUUAGCUCAAGUUAGUUGUGAAUUAGCAAGUCAAAAAUUAGGAAUAGGCUUAUAA